Molecule: messenger RNA, 453 nt
Organism: Rodentolepis nana
Lineage: Eukaryota; Metazoa; Platyhelminthes; Cestoda; Cyclophyllidea; Hymenolepididae
Source: the annotation of a GenBank genome assembly
UGGAGACUUUCACCCAUGUCCUUGCAAGCUCGAGCACUUCAUCUCGGACGCAUCAACGGACAACGUCAAAGCAGAUUGGCAAGUAUCGCGCAUUUGGAUCGGACUAUCACGAGUUUGAGGCAGUUAGUUCCACCCUCCACGAAUAAGCCCACUCCAAAGACUGUCAACACCUUGGAUGACAUGGAGACUCUUUUGGAAGACGCUAUAGUCUUUCUAAGUAAAAUUGCCGAGGAACCAGAACUCGUUAGAGCCAUUCGAGCUGAAUACGCCUCCAGACAAAACGUUCUCGUACCUUCAAACAAUUCAACUGAGAAUCACUCCGUACAGAAUCAUUCAUCGUCCAAUAGCCACUCCAGUCCACCCAGUCCCCCUCGUGAUAUGGAAAAUCUCUUCACCCUCUUCAAGUUGAAACGAGGUCUUGGUCAAAAGCGCCUUAUUCCACGACGUAUUUAG